Molecule: messenger RNA, 894 nt
Organism: Helianthus annuus (common sunflower)
Lineage: Eukaryota; Viridiplantae; Streptophyta; Magnoliopsida; Asterales; Asteraceae
Product: monooxygenase 1-like
Exons: 3
Coding region: 22-291 (89 amino acids)
Molecular function (GO): FAD binding
Source: RefSeq, a predicted model, not a curated record
CUCACUAAGAAAUAAAUCACGAUGUGUGACGAAGAAGUGGUGAUAAUAGGGGCAGGGAUCAGUGGGCUAGCGACAGCCCUCGCUCUUCACAAGAAAGGGAUCAAAAGCGUAGUAAUGGAGAGAUCAGAAACUCUAAGGAAUGAUGGAUCAGCAAUCGGAAUCCGGCCAAAUGGGUGGCGAGCCCUGAAUCAGCUUGGCGUCGCGGAUAUCCUUCGUCGCACUUCUAUCCCUUUACAAAGAGAAAGGGUCGUAUCGCUUGAUGGAGGGAAACAACAAGACAUCUUAUUGUGACGUGGCAUCUGACAUGGCAGGUGAUGUGGCAUCCGACGUGGCAAGUGACAUGGCAUCUGACGUGGCAGAUGACGUGGCAUGAAUAUAUGUGUAAGUAAAGGUAAUCUUAUAUGUAGGUAAAAGUAAUAUUAUGUGUAGGUAAAUGUUAAAGAUGUGUUGGUAUUGAUCUUAAUAUGUGUUGAAACAAAUGUAAACUAAAAGGCAGUAAAAUCAUACAUAAUGUCAUAAACGUCACCAUUGAUUAAUACAUGAAACAAAGUGCCAAUUUGAUUAAUACAUGAAACAAAUGUAAACUACAAGGCAAUAAAAUCAUAAAUAAUCAAAAGGCUUGCCAAGUUAACAAGAGAAUCAAGAGUUGGAUCUUGACCAUUGUCAACCGGCAAGCACACCUGCACCAGCCACAGCUCUGAGAAUGUUAGCACCUCCACCCUUGAACAAUGAUUUGACACCUUCCUUUUUCACGAUUUGGUUGAACGCGUCAAAUAUGUUCUAGUACUUGACGGCUUCCCCAGAUGUCAUCAUCAUUCUUCUUCGCACUGUGUCAAUCGGGUACGAGGCUAGACCAGUUCCGUUUGUGAUCAACCAACCGAGCGCAAAGCUAGC